Drosophila hydei is the source of this 2736-nucleotide messenger RNA. RefSeq names its product leucine-rich repeat protein soc-2 homolog (gene Sur-8). Gene Ontology annotation, molecular function: protein binding. The transcript has 3 exons. The record is from RefSeq and is a predicted model, not a curated record. The coding region runs from base 260 to 2125 and encodes 621 amino acids. Lineage: Eukaryota; Metazoa; Arthropoda; Insecta; Diptera; Drosophilidae.
GAGUGGCCACAUAUGAAAAAACAUUCGUUGCUCAUUUGCGUUGUUCUUUGGUCGCUGCCGCAAUUCUGAUUUGUGCUAGUGGGCAAAAAAAAAAAAACAAAAGUUAAGCAAGUUAAUUUAAAAUAUUAUAAAUGGCUGUUAACUAGAAACCGGAAAAGCAACGAGUUCCACUGGCUGCGGCUGGAGCAAUUGUUGUUGUCGCUUUGGCAUACUUCUGGGCAACGUAUUGUCGCCGGCGACCGCAAGACUGGGCAAAAUUAUGAACUUGUGCUCCUCGGCUGGUGCAACCGCAUCGACUACAUCGCUAUCGUCCACAGGGCACGCGGAGAAUAACGGGAGCAGUCCCUCUGAGGUUACACAUUGUUUUGGCGGCGGCGGUGGUGGCGGCAGAGGAGGUGGGAAUAGAGGCGGCGGCGGCAGCAGCUGCGGAGCAGACACAGCGCCUACUAUUAGGAAUAGGAGCACAGUAAACGGUGCCGGUGGCAAUACAACAAACAGCAACGGACACAAUUCGACAUAUAACGAAAACAACGCAAACAUGCCGCCCGAGACGCGUCCCAAAAUGGUGACGGUCAAGCAUCCGGAAUCAAACAAGCCCAAGCCCACCACAAAAAAGAUUGUGAAAAAUAUUCAAGCGGAUCAAGAUGUUAUCAAGGCAUUGCAGCGUUGCCGCGACGAAGGCAUCAAGCUCUUGGACUUGAGCAAAUCGUCAAUAACUGUCCUUCCACCUACGGUCAGGGAGUGCGUCCAUCUCACCGAACUCUAUCUGUACAGCAACAAAAUUGGACAACUGCCUACGGAAAUUGGAUGCUUAGUUAAUUUGCGUAAUCUGGCCUUGAACGAGAACUCCUUGACAUCACUGCCUGACUCUUUAAGGCAUUGUACACAGCUCAAGGUGCUAGACUUACGCCACAACAAGCUGGCAGAAAUACCGCCAGUUAUUUAUCAGCUGCGCUCUUUGACAACCCUUUAUCUGCGCUUCAAUCGAAUCACUGCCGUGGCAGAUGAUCUGCGCCAGCUGGUCAACCUCACCAUGCUCAGUCUGCGCGAGAACAAAAUCAAGGAACUGGGCAGCGCGAUCGGGUCGCUGGUGAAUUUGACAACGCUGGAUGUGUCGCACAAUCAUUUGGAGCACUUGCCGGACGACAUAGGCAACUGUGUGAACCUAAAUGCGCUCGACUUGCAGCACAACGAGCUACUGGACAUACCGGACAGCAUUGGAAAUCUAAAGUCUCUAGUGCGUCUGGGCUUGCGCUACAAUCGACUAAACUGCGUGCCCGUUUCGUUGAAGAACUGCAAGAGCAUGGAUGAGUUUAACGUAGAGGGCAACGGCAUCACACUGCUGCCAGACGGCAUGCUUGCUAGUUUAAGCGCGUUGACCACAAUCACUUUGUCGCGUAAUCAGUUCACCAGCUAUCCAACUGGUGGGCCGGCGCAGUUUACCAAUGUCUAUAGCAUCAAUCUGGAGCACAAUCGUAUUGACAAGAUACCGUAUGGUAUAUUCUCGCGAGCCCAGGGGCUGACAAAGCUGAACAUGAAGGAGAACAUGCUAACUGCUUUGCCGCUGGAUGUGGGCACCUGGGUAAACAUGGUCGAGCUGAACUUGGCCACCAAUGCUUUGCAGAAGCUGCCCGAUGAUAUCAUGAAUCUGCAGAAUUUGGAAAUACUCAUACUGUCCAACAACAUGCUCAAGAAGAUACCAAAUACGAUUGGCAACUUGCGCAAAUUACGCAUUCUAGAUCUGGAGGAGAACCGCAUCGAAGUGUUACCACACGAGAUCGGUCUGCUGCAUGAGCUGCAGCGGCUGAUAUUGCAAACUAAUCAGAUAACCAUGCUGCCGCGUAGCAUUGGCCAUUUGAGCAAUCUAACGCAUCUUUCUGUUAGCGAAAACAAUCUACAAUUUUUGCCCGAAGAGAUUGGUUCACUGGAGAGCCUGGAGAACCUCUAUAUCAAUCAAAAUCCAGGCUUGGAGAAGCUACCAUUCGAAUUGGCGCUGUGUCAAAAUCUGAAGUAUUUGAACAUUGACAAAUGCCCGUUAGGCACUAUUCCACCCGAGAUCCAAGCUGGCGGCCCAUCGCUUGUGCUGCAAUGGCUCAAGAUGCACUCGCCCUAUCGGCAAAUGUGAGAUGUGGACGGCGUCUGGCGCACCGUCUACGUAGGCAGCGACUGUUAUUAUCAGUACGAACUGCAGACGGAGCAACAGACGCAGGCUAAGCAGGCAGGUCGAUCCAAUGAGCGAUCCAAUGAACGGCGCUAACGGUGCGAGCUUUGCUAAGUUUAGCAAUCUAUGUUACCCCAACCCUGUUCAUGCCUGUGGGCCAUACCUCUUCCCGGCAAAAAAAAAUAAAUUAAAUUAAAGAUAACCCCCGACUGGAGUGCGUUGCCUGGCAAAUGAUAGCUUUAAAAAUUGUUAUACCAACGUCCCGCGUAUUGUAAAACUGCCCCGAUUUGCUUUUACCUUAUGUUUAACUCUUAAGUUAACUUUCGAAAUCUGACUUGGUCCUCAACAUUUAGGUUUUAGUUGUAUGCUUCCAAGCUAGUCAUAAAAACUCACAAAAAAACGAAACUAAAUCUAAUUUAAGUUAGUUAAAGGAUUAUAUCAUUUCAUGUUCGUUUGGUUCGAUACUCGUUUAAAAACAUUAAGGAAACUAACUGUCAUAGAGGAAAGCUAAAUCGAAUGUUCAAAAACAUACAAAAUACGCAAGCGCCAUGGAAUUGUUUGAGAAAAAUGAAAGA